AUGGCUUCUUUUGAGAUCGCCCAGAAGUACAAUGGAAUCAUUAGUUUUCUGGUCAUCCUUAUUCUAUUAUGUCUAUUGUCAAUGGUUGAUGACGCUCUUGCAUCUUGGCUAAACCAUGGAGCUGGUAUAAAAAACACAAGGAACGCAAUUGGAGAAGAAAAAAUCAAAAGUUCAACCGUAAAAAAUCUGCGUUUAAAAUGGGAAUUCAUUGCUGGUAAAGACAUAUCUGCUACUCCAGCAAUAGCAGAUGGAGUAGUCUAUUUUCCAUCAUGGAAUGGGUAUUUGUAUGCUGUAGAUGCUUUUAAUGGUGGUUUAAUAUGGAAGCAGAAUCUUAGUCAAUUAACAAGAUUAAAUGGCACUGGAAUUACAGUUAAUGUAACGGUGUCAAGAGCAACUCCUACAAUUGCUAAUAACCAGUUGAUUGUUGGAAUUUAUGGACCUGCUGUUGUUAUUGCUGUGGAUCGAUUAAAUGGAAGACUUGUUUGGUUUACUGAGUUAGAUUCACGUCCUCGAGCAAUCAUCACACAAUCUGGAACAUUUUACCGGGGGGCAUUCUAUGUUGGAGUAUCAUCACUAAAGGAAGGAUUACCAGCAAACCAAUGCUGCACUUUUAGAGGCAGCUUGGCAGAGCUAGACGUUCUAACAGGUAAAAUCAAAUGGCGAACGUAUAUGGUUCCUGAUAAUGGAAGCAAAUUAGGAGGCUAUUCAGGAGCUGCAAUUUGGGGAAGCAGCCCAUCAAUUGACACAGAUAGAAGACUUGUUUAUGUGGCAACUGGAAACCUCUAUAGGGUUCCUUCUGCGGUCACAAAAUGUCAAGAGGCACAAAAUAAUCAGACAACAAAACCAACCCAACCUGACAAAUGCGUUGGUUCAGACGUCCAUUUUGACUCAAUUUUGGCUCUCAAAAUUGACACAGGAGAGAUUGCAUGGGCUAGACAACUUGGUGGAUAUGAUGUGUUUUAUUUUGCUUGUUUGCUACCUAAUAACCCAGAUUGUCCACCUGGUCCUAACCUGGAUGCUGAUUUUGGAGAGGCACCUAUUAUACUUAGCAUAGUUGCUAACAGUACUAAACGUGACAUUGUGGUUGCUGUGCAAAAGAGUGGAUUUGCUUGGUCUCUGGAUCGCGAUACUGGUGAUGUAGUUUGGUCCAAACGAGCAGGACCAGGCGGGUAUGAAGGAAGACGGCAAUAGGGUGCAGCGACAGAUGGUAAGACGGUGUACACAGAUAUUGCCAACAGCAACAAAGAAAAUUUCACUCUUGCACCCUCGAACGUCACGACAACAGGCGGAGAAUGGGUGGCUUUCGAUGCAAACUCAGGCCAAAUAAUAUGGUCAACAGCAAACCCUAGCAACGAAACUGCCCAUGGCCCUGUCACUAUAUCAGUGGCUCCUAAUGGUCCUGUAUAUGCAAUGGAUACAAGAAAUGGGAAGAUCCAGUGGUCGUAUAAUUCUGGGGCUACUGUGUAUGGAGGCGUAUCAGCUAACUGUGGGUGCAUUUACUUUGGUAAUGGUUACACAGUUGGUGUGGCAAGGAUGUUCCACCCUAUUUGAACUGCAGGCACUUCACUCUUUGC
Molecule: messenger RNA, 1574 nt
Organism: Jatropha curcas
Lineage: Eukaryota; Viridiplantae; Streptophyta; Magnoliopsida; Malpighiales; Euphorbiaceae
Source: RefSeq, a predicted model, not a curated record